GAAAAGCGGACGUUUGUCAGUGACGCUGUGAAUACAUGAUGAUUGUUUGGUAUGAAUAAGGGAACUUUAAAAUAGGUAUUUGUAGUAAUUAUAAGGAAAUAAGUCACAAAAAUGUUCUUAACUCUUCAAAAUAGUUGAGAAUGAACUGUUUUGCAACUUAAUUGUUAUUUUAACCAAUCUUUGGCAAGCUGUCAGCAUUAUUUCCAGAAAUGGAAAAUUCAACUCAUAUCCAGACUGGAACAAAACAUGUUUUAUCAGAAGAUUCAAAUGAAAAAGCUGCUAAGAAAAGAGUCCUUCCUACUUUUCCAAUCAUUCCAAGCAGCAGGUUUGGCACCACAACUGCUCCAACACUGAGGCAUCCUUUGUUCAUUGGAGAUUUUUCAUUGGAUGGGGACCGAAAAUUUCAUCAUGACAGAAGGAGUCUGGGAUUUAUUUCCAUAGACUGGGAUCAGUCACAGACAAAAAAGGUUGAAUAUGACCUCAACAUUGCCAUGGACAAAGUGAAGCGGAAGGACUACCAGCGAUGCGUGAGGGAGAACUUGGACAACCUGCUCAUGUGGAUCCUCUUGAACAGAUACAAGUUUGCUGUGUCGCCCCCUCCUCCACCUCCCCCCACUGCUCCUAUGCCCUCACAACACAGUUCCUCACAAGCGCCCCAGCAGGGAGGCCAGCCCCACAGCUCCUCACAUGGGGACGCCACCAAGUCUGCUCGGCCCAACCCUGUAAGAGGUGCCUCGGUCGACUCCCUUCAGAAUCCAUUGGCUGCUUCUGGACCCAUUACUAGUUUGUCGACAGAUUUUGUUACUUACCGAGGGCUGCUCCGAGACUUGAUGUGUUCGCCGUACCAGAAGGAAGGAUGGAUCAUUCUUGCCACCAAAUUCAGACGCACAAUUUACUUGUGUGGCAUAGACAGCGUAGAAAAGCAGUUGGAAAAAGAGAAUGAAACAGAGAACCAGAAGCGCCUGUGCUCGUGGGGCUUCAAGUUUGAGCAGUUCAUGACGGACGGUGCUGAUCCCAAUGAAGGCCACGACGAGAACAAGGAAUAUUGCUGCGUGCUGCGCUCAAGACUGGCGUCACACUCCCUCGUGUACGGGGCUGAAGUGGACGGAGCAGAUCCUACUCGCUACAACCCACCUCAUGGACACCUCACUCCAUUCGUAGAACUAAAAACUAAUAAAGAAAUUACCACGAAACGCGCCAGACAAAUCCUGCACAAGUUCAAGUUCCAGAAGUGGUGGAGUCAGUCUUUCCUGGUUGGCAUCCCGCGGGUGGUGUGUGGUUUUCGCGACGACUUUGGUGUAGUGAGGUCCGUGCAGACGUUUGCUGUCAGCGCGAUGCCUAACCAGUGCCAGGGUUACUGGUCGACGGACGUGAUGAUCAACUUCCUGGACCAGUUCCUGAGUUGGGUCAAGUCGCAGGUGGUGGAGGACGACCCAAAUCUCGUGUAUCAACUUACACGUCAGCCUGGCAGUCCAAAUGUUCACUGCCAAUGUCUCGGGGAAAAUUCUUCGGCCGUGGCUUUCCUGCCACAUUGGUACAUCAACGAGGUGUUUGCCACUGCGCCUGCAGAGUAGAUAUCAUCUUCAUCCGCCCUCAUUUUGCCUGAAGUUAAAUGAGAAAGAAAUCUUAUUGUAUGACUCAGCUGGUUGGAAACGUUAUUGUUUAUCUUCAGGAUCUCCAUGAUGGGCCGGAUUUGGUAUAUAGACAUUGAAUUUCGUAAGAAAUUCUCCAAUUCGUCCGUCUUUCAUCUAAGCUGCUUCUGUUGUUGUUUUGAUGUAUAUUCGUUCUGUGCGAUGCCACCAAAGAUAUUUAGUCUGCCUUCUUUAUAACCCAAAGUCUGAAAACCAUGUGAAUAGGAAUUUAUAAACCCUUGACGUGCGUGUUCAUUUUCAUGUUGAUAAUUAUCCAAAAUCAUCAAUAUCUAUCAUUGCAUUCCUGAAAACUUAUCGCAAGACAUCUUCUGAUGUCCAGCUUUCAGGUUUGUGCGUGCUCUUGUGAAUUACUUUUUUGCUUUAUUUACAUUUAUUGUAUUUAUAUUGAUUUAGGUGCUGUAGGCCUGUGCUGUUAAAAAACUACAGCUUGCAAUGCGGCUGCCUGAGACAUUUUUAAUCUCCGUAUGGACGCGCAAAUCAUGACUCAGUUAAAUAAGUGAAGAUUUUAGUUUUUUGCCACCUAUGUUGAUUGCCUAUCACUAGUGAGAUAGAUUUUUUGAUUAUUCAGUUAGCUGAACUGAGCACGAAUAAGUCAUGGAUUUUAUACACUUUUUUUUCGCUCCUGUUGAUCACGUGCCGCCUUUCGCUCCGCGACAGGUCACUAGGCAUGUCUUGCGAAAAGUUACACGGUAAGCAGUUCAUUAGUUUCGAGAUUCGCUAAAUUAAGCUCUUUUCAUGUAGCGUGCGUUAAACGCGACUAAAAUGAUGUUCAGAAAUUUAAUCAUCCCUCACGUAGUUGAGUCAUUCUGGACAUGAAAAAACCUAAUUACGUUUUCUGAACUACGCAAUUUUUCAUUCGUCGUCAUCAUAAAUUUGUCGUUGGUCAUUUCAUCGUGGCUGACGUCUCGUCGUAGUCGAGACAAACCUGUACAAAUCGCUCGUCUCAUGUCGAGUUCGUCUUAUGUAUAUAUUUCUUCUUAGCAUUCCUGCUCGUCGUUACCUUGAUGUUGGAUCUCAAGUUUAUAGAGUCGGUAUCAAAUUUCCACGGCAUGUGGCCGAGCUGUUGUCCCUCUUGAAUAUUUCUGCCAGACUUUUUAUUUUAUUUUCAUAAUCAGCUUGAUUAAAUUUUAAUCUAAACGAAAGCUUUAAAUUUGUUUCAAAUUCUUUUGGUUUUGCGAUCAGUGAAUUCAAUGCAUUCGAACAGACGCUCUUAAAGAGGCUACCAGAGGGAACAUGCUUGGAAAACUCAAAAAUUUCCCGACCUUUUAUACAGGAAAUUGUUCCGGCGUAUAUAAUAAUUACCUGUUAUUAAGCUAUCAUUACUUAGUUUUAGUGUAGUUUAAGCUUUAUGUAUUAGGAAACGUGUUGCUGGUUCUCCAGCAACGGAGUGUUUAAAGAUUUUCUCAAGUCAAGGAUUUAAUUUUCGUGGUCGUUUCUCACUGAGUUUCAGAUGAGAUGAAUCUGUAUUCCUUUCCUCUAAAGCUAAUCGAUGUAUGAAUAUGUUCCGAGGUAACUCGAGUACAGGUGGAUAUAUGCUGGCUCUCACAGCUACAACAAAAUGAGUCACGAAUUUUUUCAUGGAAACUUAAAAUCACGAUGUCAAUAUGUUUUUCAUUGACUAAACAUGUCUUUAAUUCCGCUCCAAAUGAGUGGAUUUAAUCAAAACUAAAAUACCGUCACUAUUCCGAUAAGAGUUAAAUUUUAUUUACAUAGCUCAAAUUUACAGGUUUUUAUGGAUUUGACUUUGUAUAUUUAAGCACGCUCGGUUGAAGCUUAAUUUUUAUUUUAUAUGCUUUCGAAGGUACUAAAGUAUUAAUUCUCAUUGAUGAGAUCAAUCCAUGUUAUGCGGUGGUCUGCUGUGUUCCGUGUCCACCGGUAUAAAUUGUCUUUUUAUUUCAAAGUAAACUGAAUAAUUUAUUGGCUGAACGGAAGGGUUGCUUUGAACAAAGUUUUAUGGGAAUAAUCGCUGUUCGUUAAUUAGGUAUGCCGGAUCUAAAUGGGACGGGGACAGUGGACCCAGAAUUUAGGAUUGAUUUCAUGAUGGGAUUUUAUCCCGGCUACUCUCAGUAAAAUUAUUACUGUUUAUUGCUUACAUCUCUCAGCUUAGGAACUGAGUGUUCUUAUGGGUCCCUCUCUCUUCUAAGGGGUUGCCUGGAUCUCGCGAAUAAAUCUCGUGCUAAUCUUUUCUUUUUGUCUUGUUGUUUUUGUAUUUCAUGUGUUGGUAUGAUCAAUAUAACUGAAAUUGAUUCUCAUGAACAAGAAAAUUAGAAGAGGUUUCACUACUACCAUGAGGAACUUGGUUAAUUAGAAACCUAUAAUUACUAUGUGAAGAGAACUUCUUAACUUUUCUAAAAUAUUUGUUAACGCUUAGCGACUGCGUUCAAACAAGGCAUCAUUUGCUAUCGCUUAUUGGACUAUCAGAACUCAUGUUGUGCGCAUGAUUCCUUGCCAGUUCAUGCACUUCCCUGUGCCGCCAAUCCGAAGUCUGGCAGAUAGUGUAAGAUCUUUUGUCCUGUUCCAGUUCCCCGUCAGUGAUUGGCGUUGGAUUUACUGUAAAAAUCAGUCAGUGACUUGCUAAAAAAUUUACGAACUAGAAACUUUUUUUUUGAUAGCACGGCCUUGGACGCUGUGUGUCGCUGGGAUGGUCAGUGUAUCUGUGUUGCGUAAAUUUAACUGAAGUAUCGUGAAACAUGAAAUUAAGCAACAUGCUUUCUUGUGUAUUCUCCUGCAUACUGAUCUACUUUAGUCGGAAAAAUAUUAACGUUCGUUUCAUCUCUCAGUAAUUCUUGAACUCGAAUGAAAAUCGUUCUGCAAUGGGAUAAUAAUUUUCUCCUGUUGAAUGUAUUAUUUAUAGUUCGAUGUGCAUUCACGGUGAAUCUGCUUACAAGUUUAUACAUUAUAACUAGACUUACUUUGUGCUUCGUAAUAAUUUUCUAAGUAUCAGGCAUUGCUACUUAAUUUGCCUAACUCAUCUGCUAACAGAACGUAACAGGAUUUCCGUGCGUAAACUCUUGACAAUUCUUAUCAAAUAAUCAGGUUGCUGCAACAAUAAGAGAUUUAUUGAA
Hyalella azteca is the source of this 4717-nucleotide messenger RNA. Its product is annotated as decapping and exoribonuclease protein-like. NCBI's taxonomy places the organism in Eukaryota, Metazoa, Arthropoda, Malacostraca, Amphipoda, Hyalellidae. Gene Ontology annotation, cellular component: nucleus; cytosol. The record is from RefSeq and is a predicted model, not a curated record. The transcript is spliced from 8 exons. Gene Ontology annotation, molecular function: mRNA 5'-diphosphatase activity. Bases 210 to 1574 code for a protein of 454 amino acids. Gene Ontology annotation, biological process: nuclear-transcribed mRNA catabolic process; NAD-cap decapping.